AAAACUACAAAAACGAAUAAACAUUAGAUUUUAGAAUUAAAUUGCGAAGCGUAAUGAUACGGUUGAUCUGGCUUUUUUAAAAUUUUGAUAAAGUUUUUGGCUAACGAAACUAAGAAGAUUCACGCUAAUUGCAAGAGUGCUUACCGCAUUAGUGUUAAUUAUUAAGGUUGUGAUAUUUUAUAAAUUCGAAGUUCUUCAUUCGUACGUUGUUAAUAACGUAACUUUUGAUAUUGCUUCUUUUUGAUCGUUAUAAAAUGAUUAUACAUUUUAUUCAUUUAUUUUCGUCCUCAUUAUCAGAUUUCUUUCAGUAUGAUAAGGUUAUAUAAAUAAAAACUAAUACAAAAAAUUGACAAAUAAGCGAAAUAAUGUAAUCAAAUAGAUUCAUGAAAAUAACCUUUGUACUUUUGUUAAAAUUAAAAUGAAUUAUAUCAUAUUAAGUUUUUCUGUAAUAGUGUUGUUAGUAUCAGUAACAGUUUCAUAUAUAGUGAUAUUCCAUCCAGCUAGAGUAAUGGCACAUAAUGGCCUCUUGUUUGUAUCAAAUGCUGCAAAAGCACACAUUGCCUGUAUGAAGGCAGCUAAGUAUGUGCGGAAUGUUAUGUAUGUGAAGAUUAAAAUAAAUGCUGAGAAUUCUUCACAAGUGAUCAGUAGACAAAUUGUAAACAUUUAUACAAAGGCUCAAACCAAUAUAGACAUAAGGUUAAUGGUGAAACCAUAUGAAAAAAGUAAGGAUAUUAUCACACGUCAACCAAUUGAUUUGAUUAUGUAUGACAGUGAAUCAGCUAAAGAAGUCGAAGUUUUGAGAAAGUCAGUGAAGUCUCUGGACAGAGGAUACAGAUUGCAGAAUAUAGACACCAGUGACUCACCAAUAGAGAAUAAUGUCAAUGAAGAAGUAAAGGCGUAUGAGUAUGUUGCUCUGGGAGGGACAUUUGACCGACUGCAUAAUGGACACAAGAUAUUGCUGUCACAAGCUGUGCUGCGCUCCACUAGGCAUGUCACGGUGGGCGUCACUGAUGUUAAUAUGAUUCAGUCCAAGAAGCUUUGGGAAUUGAUUGAACCAGUUGAAAAAAGGAUUGAAACUGUUCUACAAUUUCUAAACGAUAUAAAUCCAGAAUUGGAAUACAAUGUUUUUCCGCUGAAAGAUCUUUAUGGACCUACAAAAGAUGAUCCCAAAUUUCAGUUAAUAGUUGUUAGCGAAGAGACCGUCCGAGGUGCAGUGAAAAUCAAUGAAAAACGUAAUGAGAAAAACUUAAAUAAAUUAGACACGUACGUCAUAGAAUUGGCGCAGGAUUCGCAUCCGGGAAGACAUCACGAGGAAGAAGACAAAGUCAGCUCGAGUAAUCAGAGAAUGAGAUUGUUGGGUACUCUACUCAGACCUCCCAGGCCCAAUCCAAAUAUACCGGAUUGGCCGUACGUGAUCGGUUUGGCGGGCGGCAUCGCCAGCGGCAAGAGUAAUAUUGCGGAAAAACUCAAAUCAAAAGGUGCGGCGAUAAUAAACUGUGAUAUAAUAGCCCACGAGCUCUACAAGCCGGGGUUGCCGCUCAACACGACUAUAGCGCAAAGCUUCGGUGACCACGUCAUCACAUCCGACGGCGAAGUGGACAGGAGGAAGCUGGGUCAGAUUGUUUUUAGUGAUAAGAGUCAGCUACAAAAGUUGAAUGAACUAGUAUGGCCGGCAGUAAUCGAAGAGACGCAGAGGAGAGUCGUGGCUCUCGGCAAACAAGGAUAUAAGGUGGUGGUGAUGGAAGCGGCUGUGAUGGUGCGAGCUAAGUGGUACGAAAGAUGUCAUCAGCUAUGGGCGGUGAUCAUACCGCCGGAUGAGGCCAUAAAAAGGCUGCAAAAACGCAAUGGACUGACCGAAGAAGAAGCGAGACAGCGUAUAGAGGCCCAACCCUCGAAUUCGGAACAAGUGGCUCACGCCAAUAUAGUGUUCAGUCCGUUCUGGAGCUACGAAUAUACGCAAUCGCAAAUCGAUAGAGCAUGGCAACAAUUAAAUGAAUACCUGGACAACAAGAAGUGAUGAAGCGGCCCUAAAAAAUAAAUACAUAGUUAGUGAAUUUGUAGUAUUUAAGGACUAAUUUGAAAUAGUUAUGUUUAAAUAAUAAAAAAUGUUGCAUGUGCAAUUUGGUGCACGUAAAAGAAGUGAAACUUCUUUUGCGGUGUGUAAUAUUGUGGCUUUCUUCAUUUUUCAUCCGU
Molecule: messenger RNA, 2193 nt
Organism: Bombyx mandarina (wild silkworm)
Lineage: Eukaryota; Metazoa; Arthropoda; Insecta; Lepidoptera; Bombycidae
Gene: Ppat-Dpck
Product: Bifunctional Phosphopantetheine adenylyltransferase - Dephospho-CoA kinase
Biological process (GO): coenzyme A biosynthetic process
Molecular function (GO): ATP binding; dephospho-CoA kinase activity
Source: RefSeq, a predicted model, not a curated record